This is a messenger RNA of Mucor mucedo, 621 nucleotides long. RefSeq lists its product as uncharacterized. NCBI's taxonomy places the organism in Eukaryota, Fungi, Mucoromycota, Mucoromycetes, Mucorales, Mucoraceae. The record is from RefSeq and is a predicted model, not a curated record. The transcript is spliced from 2 exons. The coding region runs from base 266 to 541 and encodes 91 amino acids.
GGCAGUAUUGCAAGUAAAUUCAGUAGUCUUUAUAUUCAAUUAUUUCUUGUUGCCUAAUACAUAAAAACACAGAAUUUUAUAGUGUAGAUCAAGGAUAAACAGCACGUAGUUCUUUCUACCAAAUACUUCCUGCACUAGGAUUGGUCCAAACAGAAUUUGCAACAUUCUUUUAGCCAAUCCAAUUGUUUAAAAAGUCAUCCCCGAUCUUUCCCUCUAGUUCAUGCCUGUCAAAAAAAAUAAUCUCGGAUUAUGCAACAAUGAGUGAAUGUCAUUUUUUUUUAAAAUAACAAGAACAAGAAGAGGGACUUAUGCAAGAAGAAUUAGUAUGGCUUUAAUUUUUCUUUUUUUUGAUCCAGUAGUAGGUAGUUUGCUGUGUAACUUGGGUUUCGUCUUAGUAGAUGGAUCAAACUUUAUUUGGCUAGGUAGUAUAAAUGGGAGCGCGGGGGGAGGAGGAAAGUUGUACAGUUACAGCUUAUUUCAUGCACCUUUCAAAAUGAAAUACGUGGCAGAAAUCCAAUGGAAAGACAAUCAUGCCAUUUAAUUUUUUUUUUUUUUAUGAUUUAUUUAUUGUAUUGUAAAAUAUCCAUGGAUACUCCCUUUUGUUGAAUUAAGGAAUAGAAG